UGCACACAUUGUUGUUAAAAUCGCGACCUAAUUUGCACGAUUUUACGAGUUUACAAACAGAUCAACUGAUCAAGUGAUAAGUCACAAUCCUGUACCGACAUGGACAGCUUCAAACUGCAGGUCAAUUUCAUAAAACACAGAUUGUUGAAAGCCUAUCAUUUCUUAAGCAAUCACUAGAUGAUCUUCUCAUCCGAAUCAAUAUAACCACUCAAUUAAUGAUUGAUUGAGCUCAUGGAUGCUGUGUAAAUGAGUCAGAACCAACAGAUCAAGUGAAAGAUAUGCACCACAACACGAUCAUGCACACAUGCCCACAAAACAAGCACUCAUUUAACCAUUUUAUUGUCCGCGCAGGGAAGGCAAAGUUCUGUCUGUGUUCUGGCGUAAUUUCCGCCGGGAAUAUUAACUAAACCCCGAAAUAUUAUCUGGGUGAUUUUCAACGUGCCAAUGCAAUAAAUAAGGAACACACAUGGCAAUUUGCUCAAAUAAGGAACAGAAGAAAUGCUUUCUGUCCCCCUAUCAAUAAGUCCAGGCAAUAAAGACAAUAACAGGGUAUGCAAAACUGCAGACACAUUAAAUGCUAGAAAGAAACACUUUCAGGUCAGAGUUUAUAGCCACACAAAACUCCACGGAUUCAAUACCUGAAUACGUGGUUAAGAAUUGACCCGUCAAGGCGAACAUUCUGUUCACAACAAUCUCAAAAACCAUGAGUGAUCAUAAUCGAAUCUCACACCAGUAAGUUGAUUUACAAAGACUGAAAGUAAUCAACACUCACCAACUGACUUAAUAGUACUCGUAUUCUAGCCACAGACUAAAUUUUCGCAAUAAUUAGACAAAGUCCCCACACUAUCAUUUCAUAACCAUUUCUAGUAAAAAGUUGUGUUACUCUUAAUUUAUCUGCAACUAAAGUAGACAUGAAAUCUCUUCAAGUAGUCCUGUCUCAAAGCUCGGACAGCAAUUCCGAUGGUAAUGAUCACAGUUACAACCAAAGCAGCAUAGUUCCAAUUAAAGAAAUGGCUAUGGCUGAAAGCUUUGAAAAGAAGGGACGCUCAUGGUUUAUUACUUCACAAAUUCCAACAGAUCUUUCCAUUCAAGUUCAAGACAUCACUUUUACUGUUCACAAGUACCCUUUGGUAUCAAAGUGUGGCUAUAUAGGUCGUCUAGAACUUCAACCUUCAAUUUCAAAUUUUGGGUAUGAACUCAAACUCGAAAACUUCCCAGGGGGACCAGAAGCAUUUGAGAUCAUUCUAAAGUUUUGUUAUGGUCUUCCAUGGGACCUAAACCCUAACAACAUAGCUGCACUGAGAUGUGCAUCAGAAUUCCUAGAGAUGAGUGAGGAAUUUGAAGAUGGAAACCUCAUCUCGAAGACAGAAGCUUUUCUUACAUUUGUAGUCCUCAGUUCAUGGAAAGACACCAUCACUGUUCUUAAAUCCUGCGAAACUUUAUCUCCAUGGGCAGAAAAUCUCCAAAUUAUAAGAAGAUGUUGCGACUCAAUCGCAUGGAAAGCUUCUAGAGACAAUUCAGCAACCGAAGACGUGGUUAAUGAAGGAUGGUGGUUUGAUGAUGUGGCAACCCUAAAAAUUGAUCAUUUUACAAGAACUAUAAAUGCAAUAAAGGCUAAAGGAACAAAACCAGAGAUCACAGGUAAGUGCAUAAUGCAGUAUGCAUCUACAUGGUUGCCAGGCAUUGAUGUGGAAUUCGAAGGCUUAAGAGGUUAUGGCUAUGGAAAAAAUGAGUUGCAGUUCUGUAUCUUGAGUGAUAGGAAUGAAGGUGAGGGUGUCAGACACAGCAAGGAGCAAAAAACCAUUAUUGAAAGUAUAAUAAGCCUGCUUCCCCCUCAACAAGAAGCUGUCCCAUGCAAGUUCUUGCUGAAGAUGUUGAAGGUGGCCAUUGUUUAUUCUGCAUCACAAGCAUUAAUCUCUGAGCUAGAGAAGAGAGUGGGGCUGACGUUGGAAAAUGCAAGUGUUAAUGAUCUUAUGAUUCCUAAUUUUAAGACUGAAGAUCAAGGAAAAAUGAUGAAACAAUCCGAACAGAACACAAUGCAUGCCGUAGAAGUGGUACAACGAAUUUUGGAAUACUUUUUGAUGCAUGAACAAGACCAGCAACAAUUGCAACCAAUGUCAGGGAAAUCAAAAGUUAGCAGGCUCAUGGACAGUUACCUAGCUGAAAUUGCAAGGGACCCAAAUCUUUGCAUUACCAAAUUUCAAGUAUUGGCAGAAGCACUUCCAGCAAAUGCUCGAACAUGUGAUGAUGGUCUUUAUAGAGCCAUUGAUACCUACCUCAAGACUCAUCCUUCACUCUCUGAGCAUGACCGGAAAAAGCUAUGCAAAAUUAUGAACUGCGAGAAAUUAUCACUUGAUGCGUGCGUGCAUGCAGCACAAAAUGACAGGUUGCCUCUAAGGACUGUAAUUCAGGUUUUGUUUUCAGAGCAAGUAAAGAUGAGGGCCGCAAUGAGAGGAAAAGAGCCAGCAACAAGUGGUAAUAACUCAGAACAGGAGGGGAGCCAAACAUCAACCAAAACGGAAAUUCUGACGCUUAAAACAGAACUUCAGAAUAUAAAGGCACAGAUGGCAGAGUUGCAGAGAGACUACUCUGAACUGCAACAUGAAUAUUUAAAGGUAAACAACAAGCAAAGAAAUACAUUGGCAUGGACUCUUAAUUGGAAAAAUAUCAGGAAAUCGUCUCUUUUCAAUCGAAAAACGGAUGGAGAUGAAACCAGAGAAGGACAGCAGAGAUCCACUCCAGCAAAUACAUCAAGUGGCAGAGUCAGAAGAAGAGAAUCCAUAUCAUAAUUUAUAAAAGAGAAAAGGGGAAAAAAGAGCAAUGAAGUCCUAGAGGCCCCACUUAGAUCGCACGUAGAUAUCAUGUUUUCCAGUAUUUUGCUCAUUUAAAAUUAUUACAAAACUCCUUCGUUUGUCCAGGAGUUCGGCAAGAAAAAAAAUUAUAUAAAGUUAUCAUAAUCCUACUCAUUGCCUUGGAACCAAAGCACUUAAAUAAAA
Molecule: messenger RNA, 2996 nt
Organism: Mercurialis annua (annual mercury)
Lineage: Eukaryota; Viridiplantae; Streptophyta; Magnoliopsida; Malpighiales; Euphorbiaceae
Product: BTB/POZ domain-containing protein DOT3
Exons: 6
Coding region: 912-2789 (625 amino acids)
Molecular function (GO): protein binding
Source: RefSeq, a predicted model, not a curated record